Molecule: messenger RNA, 1549 nt
Organism: Mizuhopecten yessoensis (Yesso scallop)
Lineage: Eukaryota; Metazoa; Mollusca; Bivalvia; Pectinida; Pectinidae
Product: peptidyl-prolyl cis-trans isomerase-like
Exons: 10
Biological process (GO): protein peptidyl-prolyl isomerization; protein folding
Cellular component (GO): intracellular membrane-bounded organelle
Molecular function (GO): RNA binding; peptidyl-prolyl cis-trans isomerase activity
Source: RefSeq, a predicted model, not a curated record
GUUUUAGAAAAACACAGAGGAUUUGCUUUCAUCGAGUUUGAACUUCUGGAGGAUUCUGCAGCUGCUGUGGAUAACAUGAAUGAAUCUGAACUGUUUGGCAGAACAAUCAGAGUGAACAUAGCUAAGCCAAUGAAAAUCAAGGAUGGAGCGUCAAGAGCAGUUUGGUCAGAGGACACCUGGCUACAGAAGCAUGCUGGUGAAACAUUGGAUGACAAAAUAGAUGGAGAGGGCGAGGAAGAAGGCAAGGAAAAUGGUGUUACUGGUGUGAAGAGGGCUGCGGAGGACACAGACACGACAACUGCAUCAGCACCUAAGAGGAGCAAAGGGAAUCCACAGGUUUACUUAGAUAUCAAAGUUGGCAGUCGGACGUCUGGACGGGUGGUAAUAGAACUUCGGGCAGACGUCGUUCCUAAAACUGCAGAGAACUUCCGAUGCCUCUGCACACAUGAGAAAGGAUUUGGUUUCAAAGGCAGCAGUUUCCACAGAGUUAUCCCCCAGUUUAUGUGUCAAGGAGGAGAUUUCACCAACCACAACGGUACUGGGGGCAAGUCCAUAUAUGGGCGCAAGUUUGAAGACGAAAAUUUCAUCUUAAAACAUACAGCAUCAGGUACUAUGUCAAUGGCUAACUCGGGUCCCAAUAGCAAUGGAUCACAGUUCUUCAUUUGUACUGAAAAAACAGAUUGGCUGGAUGGUAAACACGUGGUGUUUGGCAGGGUGAUAGAAGGCUACGAGAUCGUGAGGAAAAUGGAGGCAUGUGGAACAAAAUCUGGGAAACCAACUGACAAAAUUUCUAUUACAAACUGUGGGGAACUAGUAUGACAUGGCUCCCUGACUUAAUAUAGAGAUAGCACCAGUGAGAAGUUACCACGGUAACCCGACUAUGACAGAGUACACCUAAACAAACCUGUCUGUACCUAAUCAUGUGACAGAAAAUUGGCAAGGAUGCUAAAUGGUGUGUCAGGGCCUUCUGGAAUCUGUGACAGCUUCAAGCUAUCAUGUUUGCUCGUGACCUUUGACCUGUUUUGAGUGUUUCAGUAAAAGUGCCUGACCUGUUUUGAGUGUUUCAGUAAGAGUACUCAACCUGUUACAGUAUAGUACUACUGGUGGAUGUCUGUACACCUGGUGUGCACUGCUGUGUAGUGACAGAGAACAAAACAAGCUCCAAGCAUGAUUAGUUCAAACGAAUAACAGGUUCUGUAUAACAAUAUGGGGAUUUUGUAAUUCAUAUACCAACACUUUAUUCUGUUUUAAUGUCUUGUUCUUUGAGGUCAGAUUUGAUACCCGAUAUAUAUAAUGAUAAAUAUGUUUUAUUACAAACUUUUAAAGUCUUGUUAAAUUGCCAGAACAGCUGAAGUAGGAGUGCCGUGAAAGAUGUCUGGUACUACAGAGGGCAGGGACUUUUAUAGAAAGAACAGUAAAAUAAACUGUAUAUGAACAGCUGUUUUCAAUGUAUACAGGUCAGAUUUAUGUUAUAGAUCAACACUUGCUUGUUAACUAAAUAAAUGAUGUUACAUUGUAUGAAUUUUAUAAAUAAAUGCAGAUUUUGAGA